Molecule: messenger RNA, 873 nt
Organism: Linum tenue
Lineage: Eukaryota; Viridiplantae; Streptophyta; Magnoliopsida; Malpighiales; Linaceae
Source: the annotation of a GenBank genome assembly
GUUCCACACGCUAUGCGCACCUAAUCAAGGUCGCAGCCCUCGUAUAUAUUAACCAGAAGACUUCUCAAUUAGGUUUUUGAACAAACGCUUUUCUGUAUCGGUUCUUGCGACUCUCUCUAGAACUCUCUGUUCGUUUUUUCGCCGCUAUCUCUAUACAUCAUGGCUCGCCGGAGCUCUGGAGGUAGAUCUGCUCCUAGGGCAGCUCCUCGUCGUCCAGCACCUCAACCAGCUUUUGCAGCUAAUCGAGCUACUCCUCCUGCUGUUGCUCAGAGCAGUGGUGGCGGCUCAUUGCUUGGAGGGAUUGGCUCCACCAUCGCUCAAGGGAUGGCUUUUGGCACUGGGAGUGCAGUGGCCCAUAGGGCUGUCGAUGCUGUGAUGGGACCCCGUACUAUUCAGCAUGAAACUGUUGUCGCUGAGGCUGCUGGUAUCCCAGCACCCACUGCGAGCAACAUGUCUGUUGACGGGUGCGGUAUUCAUUCCAAGGCUUUCCAGGAUUGCCUGAACAGCUCCGGCAGCGAAAUCAGCAAGUGCCAGUUCUACAUGGAUAUGUUGGCCGAGUGCAGAAGGAACUCUGGUUCUGGGUUGAGCGCCUAAAUGCUCUUUCUUGUUGUCCUCUCGUCAGUUGUCUAUUUGUGCACCUUGAGGGUGAAACACGAAGUAUUUCUUUUGCUAUUUGUUGAGAUACUAUUUAAUAACGGCAGACUUGAGUAAGGGCGCCGGAUGAAAUAGAUCAUUGAAGGAUAUUCCAAUUAAGUAUGGUUUCGUAAUUCCUUCAGAUUGAUUGGUCUCGCUCACGGGUGCAAUCAUGGUCCAUUAAAUCGUACCGGCGGUUCAACCACGAAAUACCAGUAUCGGAGGCUAAACCGAUAGGCG